Brassica oleracea var. oleracea is the source of this 1772-nucleotide messenger RNA. RefSeq names its product protein trichome birefringence-like 6. Gene Ontology annotation, molecular function: O-acetyltransferase activity. Lineage: Eukaryota; Viridiplantae; Streptophyta; Magnoliopsida; Brassicales; Brassicaceae. Gene Ontology annotation, cellular component: Golgi apparatus. The coding region runs from base 208 to 1632 and encodes 474 amino acids. The transcript has 5 exons. The record is from RefSeq and is a predicted model, not a curated record.
UCCCCCUUUUCUCAAUGACUGUUCGUUAAUUAUUGAAUUUUUCAUGAGCUCACGAGAGAGUUUGUAAGAAAGUCAUUAUCAUCCCUUUACCGAAUCUGUUCCUACUCUCAACCACCGUUUUCUCCUCACACUGCAUUGCAUUUUCAAAUUCACAUAAUGUUUCUUCACUAAAGUCCAUUUCAGUUACAGAGAGUGUGUGAGAGAGAGAUGGAGAGACAAAGAAGCUUCUCCAUCAAGUCCACAAGCGUCUUCUUAGCAUUAAUUAUCACAACAAUCUCUUCCGCCGUUAUUUUCUUCACUUUCUUUUCCACUUCCUUACUCAAAUCCAACUCUUCAAACGCUAACAACUUCCAAAUCGAUUUGAGCCCUGUCGCAUCCAUUACCGAGACUACCACCAACCUCCACAUCUCCGAUUCUUCAGUUUCUCCUCCACAAAGUCCGAUUCUGAUCUCGACCCAUUUCAGCCCGCCCGAAAACACUUCCGGGUCCGCGAAAAUUCCAGAUUUUGAGAAGAAGACACGCGGCGAGGUUUCAUCAGUCAAAGUGAUUGAACUCCCGAGCAAAAUUGGCGAAGAGAGGAAGAAGAAGAAGACAAAUAAGAGAAUCUCUCAAGAGUGCGAUGUAACGAACGGGGAGUGGGUUUACGACAGCGACCUUCCAUUGUACACGAACGCGUCUUGUCCGUUUAUCGACGAAGGGUUCGCUUGUCAGAGCAACGGAAGGUUGGAUCUUGAUUACAUGAAGUGGAGAUGGGAGCCUCGUGAUUGUGAUGCGCCAAGGUUCAAUGCUACAAAUAUGCUGGAAAUGAUAAGAGGGAAAAGGCUAGUGUUCGUUGGAGAUUCUAUCAAUAGAAACCAGUGGGAAUCUAUGCUUUGUAUGUUGUUUCAAGCUGUUAAAGAUCCCAAGAGAGUCUACGAAACGCAUAGCCGGAGAAUCACUAAAGAGAAAGGGAACUAUAGCUUUCGUUUUGCGGAUUACAAAUGCACCGUGGAGUUCUACGUUACUCAUUUCUUGGUUCGUGAGGGUAAAGCAAGAGUUGGAAAGAAGCGAAGAGAAACGCUAAGGAUUGAUGCUAUGGAUCGAACCUCUUCGAGAUGGAAAGGUGCUAAUAUCUUGGUGUUCAAUACAGCACAUUGGUGGUCUCAUUACAAAACCAAGUCCGGGGUCAACUAUUACCAAGAAGGAGACUUGAUUCAUCCGAAGCUCGAUGUAUCAACCGCUUUCAAGAAAGCUUUGCAGACUUGGUCAUCAUGGGUUGACAAAAAUGUCGAUCCAAAACGAACUCGAGUUUUCUUUAGAAGCGCAGCACCUUCUCAUUUCAGUGGAGGAGAAUGGAACUCAGGAGGUCACUGCAGAGAAGCCAAGAAGCUGUUGAACCAAACCUUCAAACCGAGUUACUCCAGCAAGAACAUCAUUGUUGAGGAAGUACUCAAGCAGAUGAAAACACCCGUCACUCUCUUGAACGUUAGCGGUUUAUCUCAGUACAGAAUCGACGCUCACCCUUCUAUCUUUGGAGCAAAACCAGAGAACCGACGAUCACAAGCUGUUCAAGAUUGCAGUCAUUGGUGUCUCCCUGGUGUUCCUGAUACUUGGAACCACUUUCUUUACCUCCAUUUGCUCCAUAAACGAUAGUUACCAAAGUUACAAAAUAACAGCUUAAACAUUACUUCUUCACAAGUUUGUUUAAUAGUUCAAUCUGGUUUUAACCAAAUCAGACCAAAACAAAAGAUGAAAACCAAAUUUAAGAUAGAAAGAAAGAAAUAAGCCAGACU